AUGAGAGGGGCUCUAAUUCUCCUGGCUCCCCUUGCGGGCGCUUCUUUUCUGGCUUCAAGAUACGACCUUGAUGACUGCCCUGGCUAUAGGGCUUCCAACAUCAAGCAACUAGGCCAGAGGUUGACAGCUGAUCUAAGUCUUGCUGGAGAUGCCUGUAACACCUAUGGCUCGGACCUUCUAGACUUGAAGCUCCUUGUAGAGGAACAAAGUGAAAACCGCCUCCACGUCUUGAUCUACGAUGCCGACGAGGAGGUAUAUCAAGUUCCUGAAUCUGUAGUUCCCCGUCCAGAAUGUGAAAAAGAGCCAAAGGACUCACAGCUGCGCUUCGACUAUGAAGAGAACCCAUUUUCGUUCCGCGUCCUGCGCGGAGAAGAAGUACUAUUCGAUACAUCGGAUACAAACCUCAUCUUCCAGUCUCAGUAUCUAAACAUCCGCACUUGGCUCCCUAAUGAGCCGAACCUAUACGGCUUGGGUGAACAUAGUGAUUCAUUGCGUUUGCCGACGACAAACUACACGCGUACGCUGUGGAACCGCGAUGCGUAUGGGAUCCCAUCGGAGACAAAUCUCUACGGUGCUCAUCCUGUUUACAUUGACCACCGUGGAAAACAGGGCACCCAUGGCGUUUUCCUCUUGAGCUCCAAUGGAAUGGAUAUCAAGAUCGAUAAAACCGAAGACAGCAGACAGUAUCUUGAGUAUCACACUCUUGGUGGAGUCCUGGACUUCUACUUCUUGGCUGGUCCUACCCCCAAAGAAGUCAGUGUUCAAUAUUCCGAGGUCGUGGGUCUUCCAGUCAUGCAAAGUUAUUGGACAUUUGGGUACCACAACUGCCGAUACGGCUACCAAGAUGUGUUUGAAGUCGCCGAGGUUGUUUACAACUAUAGUCAGGCUCGUAUUCCACUCGAAACCAUGUGGACCGACAUAGAUUACAUGCAAGGCAGACGGGUGUUUACCCUAGACGAAGAGCGGUUCCCUCUAGACAAGAUGCGGGAGCUGGUUUCACACCUUCAUAAGCAUGAGCAGCAUUAUAUUGUGAUGGUCGAUCCAGCCAUCAGUCACUCUGACAACGAGGCAUUCAACACAGGCUCCGACCAAGGUGUCUUUCUUUACCGCGACUACGAGCAAAAUGAACUAUACCAAGGUGCCGUCUGGCCCGGUGUAACCGUCUACCCAGACUGGUUUCAUACAGACACACAGUACUACUGGAACGGUGAAUUUGAGCGAUUCUUCAACAGGGACGACGGAGUCGAUAUCGACGGACUUUGGAUCGACAUGAACGAAGCUUCCAAUUUCUGCCCAUACCCAUGCACAAAUCCAGCAGAAUAUGCUGAAAAUAACAACCUGCCUCCGCCCCCUCCACCUGUCCGAUCCCCUCCACGCCGUCUGCCUGGCUUCCCUGCCAACUUCCAGCCUAGUUCUUCGUCACCCUCUUCCAAUCACACGAAGAGAAGCGAGCCCAUCAACGAGAUACAGAAUACCAAAAAGCAAAUUAGCCGAAAUGUCACGACCAAAAGAAUCGGUUUGGCAUAUCGAGAUCUCAUCAAUCCGGCAUAUCAAAUUGCCAACGUGGCUGGCUCCCUCAGCAACAAAACCAUUGAUACCGACAUCAUCCAUGCUGGAGAUGGAUAUGCCGAAUAUGACACGCACAAUCUCUACGGCACCAUGAUGGGCGCUGCGUCCCGCAAAGCAAUGCUCCAACGUCGACCCGGUGUGCGGCCCCUCGUCAUCACCCGUAGCACUUUUGCAGGCGCAGGCGCACAAGUUGGUCACUGGCUCGGCGACAACGUCAGCCAAUGGGAUAAAUACCGCGUCUCGAUUGCCCAGAUGCUAGCCUUCGCUUCCAUUUUCCAAGUGCCCAUGGUCGGCACGGAUGUAUGUGGGUUUGCUGGAAAUACGACAGAAGAGCUCUGCGCGCGCUGGGCAAUGCUCGGCGGGUUUUAUCCUUUUUUCCGGAAUCACAAUGAGUUCGGUAGCGUUGCGCAGGAGUUCUAUCGCUGGCCAAUUGUUGCGCAGGCUGCGAGGAAAAUCAUCGAUAUCCGCUACCGGCUGUUGGAUUACCUGUAUACUUCUUUUCACAAGCAGACUAUGACGGGCAUUCCCUUCCUCCAGCCUCUCUUCUACGUGUAUCCCGAGGACGAGAAGACUUUUGGAAACGAGUUGCAGUUCUUCUAUGGUGAUGCAUUGCUGGUUUCGCCUGUCGUCGGGGAAGGGGAAGACUCCGUCCAGGCUUAUUUCCCGGACGAUGUGUUCUAUGAUUGGUUUACGGGGGCUAUGGUGCCGGGAGGAGGUGUGCGGACGCUCAGCGGCAUUGGACUUACUGAUAUUCCAAUCCAUGUUCGGGGUGGGAGGAUUAUCCCAUUGCGGGUGAAGAGUUCGCAGACGACGACGGAAUUGCGAAAACGUGGGUUUGAACUUUUGAUUGCGCCUGGUGCGGAUGGGACGGCGAGUGGGGAGUUGUAUCUUGACGAUGGGGAGUCGAUUGAGGCUCGGGCGGCGGAGAUCCGGUUUGAGUUUGUGCAGGGCACUUUGAAGGUUCUUGGUAAGUUCGGAUAUCAUCCCACUGUGGCGGUCGAGGCUGUUACGAUACUUGGACAGGGUCGAUGGCGGGAUGGGAGGCAUCGUGUUACGAUGAAGGUGCAGAUUGAGUUGACAGGUCCCACGGAGGUCAAACUGUGA
Molecule: messenger RNA, 2673 nt
Organism: Penicillium salamii
Lineage: Eukaryota; Fungi; Ascomycota; Eurotiomycetes; Eurotiales; Aspergillaceae
Source: the annotation of a GenBank genome assembly